Messenger RNA from Aspergillus melleus, 1705 nucleotides. RefSeq lists its product as uncharacterized. Bases 170 to 1705 code for a protein of 511 amino acids. The record is from RefSeq and is a predicted model, not a curated record. The transcript has 3 exons. NCBI's taxonomy places the organism in Eukaryota, Fungi, Ascomycota, Eurotiomycetes, Eurotiales, Aspergillaceae.
GGUAAAAAGUCACCACCACAUACAGAUUUCCAUUCACUUGUCCUCUUGCGUCUUCAUCUUCAGUGUCUAUUCUUUGUACUGGUCAUUUCUCUUGUUAUUUUGGUGAUAGUCCCAGGAGUUCCUUUGUAUGCCAAUUGAAAGAGAAACGUAUUUUGUUUGAGCUCUCAACAUGGACAUCUCCGACCUCUCGCUCACCGCUCCAUCGCGUACUCCUCUAUUGUCGACUCCAUCUUCGUCCACCCCGCCAACGAGUCCCUCCGACUGGAGAAAAAUCCCUUAUGCUAUUGACAUCCCCGUCGGCAAUGAAGACACCGCGUUCCACGAAAUCCCCGAAAAGGCUGCCAACGGGAUCGACACGCACCAGAGUCGCAAGGUAGAUUUCCUGAUGGCCGAGUUCACUAGAGGAUUCGACCCAAGCACGUUCAGGGCUGAGCUUAUGGCGGAACUUCCAGAAUUAGUCAAGAAUGUGCUCCCAGGCUCCUAUGAGCAACUUCUUGUGAUUCUUCUGGAGGAAUCCAACAACGUGGACAAGAUUCAGUGUAAGCUGCGAGAAUGGCUCCGCAAGCGCUACCCGCAGCUCAUAGGUGCUUCGCCAAUCGGCACCGGAACGGCGGAUGAGAGUUACUUUUUGACGGAGCUUCAGGUGCUGAGAAAACUGUUGGAACCUCUGCGAGGGGAGCCGAAGACCCCGAUCUACUGGAUGAACACUAGGAGUGUCUAUUCUGCCAGCGUCUGCGAGCAACUGGAAGCAGCUGUGAGGGUCAUAGAAGAGUUCAAGUUAGACGUUCUGGAGGCGCUCGAGAGAGACACAGAAGAUAGAAGCUGCUACAGUACCCUUCCUGUGUCUAAUCCCCGGAGCUCAAUGAUGAGCAUGAAGGAAGUUCGCAUUGAAGCCUGCAAAGCGUCACUCAAGUGGGGCGGUUAUGCUCAUGCAGAACUCGAGCUGACAAAGUUCUAUCAUUUCUAUAGGAACGAUCUCAUCAAUAAUCGGCCGGAGAAGGCGCGUGAGGAAGGAUGGCUUCCACCGACUACAACCAAAAUACCUCGUCCAUCUACGAAAAUGGCAGACGAAGGCGAUCUCGUGGUCUGGCCAGCUCACAGAGGCAACGAGAAGUUUUUCAACAUGUUGGUCAAGAUUGCGCUUUGGUUGGCUAUGGCACGAGGACUGGCUGCUGUCCAUCUCUUUUGCGAUGUCGCUCGGCUUUUCACAUCCCACGAGCCUUCUAAAGAGGCCAACAAAGCUUAUAUCAAUUUCCUGAGACGUCUGACCCAGAUUAGAGCCAACGAUGGAGUUCGGUCCAAUACCGACGCCCCAUUUUCCUACAGCAAUAGUCUCAUGGCCAAAUGGAACCCUGGCUACUUCAAGGAUGUGCAGAAAGUAAACCGCACUUUGAUGGCCAGUUUGACUGAACGUCCAUCUCUUCUGGACAAGAAGAAGGAAGCACCACCUUUCAGUCCUACUCCUUCCUCAAGCAAAGACGGUCAAGCACCCCUGAGGAUCCGUCCGGGGUCUGCUAGUUGGCCCAGGACUGCUGCUGCCUACGUGAAUCGGGGUUCUUCGGCAUAUGAGGAAAGUACGGUAGCGCCCCAUCGUGUGAUUCCAAGGUCUCGGUCCACUACUGGCUUUCGAGACAAGACACCUUGGCCCUCACGACACACCGAUGUUCCGGACACUGACGAGGACCUGCGCAAUGAGCAAAAUUAG